Truncatella angustata is the source of this 1598-nucleotide messenger RNA. RefSeq names its product TAP-like protein-domain-containing protein. The transcript is spliced from 6 exons. Lineage: Eukaryota; Fungi; Ascomycota; Sordariomycetes; Amphisphaeriales; Sporocadaceae. The coding region runs from base 72 to 1598 and encodes 508 amino acids. The record is from RefSeq and is a predicted model, not a curated record.
CUACCUACCCUAUGCUGUAAAUCAACUUCGCAAACUCGACAGCACAUUUAAUCUACUUUUAAAAGCCUUUUAUGAUGAUGAGAAACCAGCUGGCUUUGCUGGUUGCCUUUGCCUGCGGCGCGAUAUCGAAGCCCCUGCACCAUCGUUCUUCUCAGAAUUCGACGUCUGGAAAUAUCAAUUGGGGACCCUGCGCGUUCAACGGCACGCUACCGAUAGAAUGUGGUUCACUGGCUGUCCCGCUGGACUAUACCGACUCCAGCGCCCACGAAACCUUGAGUCUCGCGCUAGUGAAAGUACCUGCGAUCAAUGCGCCCUCUCGAGGUAGUAUAUUGUUCAACUUUGGAGGCCCGGGCUAUGAAGCCAUCCAGAGUCUCGCAAGCCUCGGAGCAUACCUUCAGAACGUCACCGGUGGCUACCAUGAUUUGGUCGCUUUCGACCCACGAGGUACGGGAGCUGCACUGGCUUAUUCUUGUUUCGAGAGCAGCCUAGAGAGGACAAUUGCUACCGCCACGUACCCUUUCCCUGUGGGUGAUGCAUACGAUACUGUCAUUGGCCAGUUGUGGGCCAGCUCCAAAGUCUUGGCAAACAUAUGUCAUGAGAGAGCGCAGAAUAUAUCCGGACUCAUUGGUACCGCCUUCGUCGCGAGAGACUUGAUGCAGGUUGUCGAUGCCAUCGAGGAAGACGGUCUGCUUCGAUUCUGGGGUUUCUCCUAUGGCUCGGUACUUGGUGAGACGGUAGCCGCUAUGUUUCCCGACAGAAUGGACAAGAUCAUUUUAGAUGGGGUUGUGAAUGGACAUAACUACUAUCACAGAACCGGCAUUGAUGUUGAUCAGCUUUCAGCAGCCGAUGCUACAUUCACAGCAGCCUUGGGAGAGUGCAUCAAAGCGGGAGACCGCUGUGCGCUGUCUCACUUGAACUCUACAGCAAUCGAUCUCCAAGUCACUCUCCUGGGUCUGGCCAACGACCUCAAGACGGCUCCAAUCACGGUCAACACUACUAUCAUCGACUAUAACUUCAUUAUGAACACCUACUAUCUUUCAAUCAAAGAGGCAGGCCUGUUCCAAGCCACGGCGCCGUUAAUUUUGGAUAUCCUCAAUCAGCAAAACUUAGAGGCCGUGGUUGAAUUCUUUCAGCAAGCCUACUCGGGGAUUGCCUUGGGCAACCCCGAGGCCUUAUACGGAAUCAAGGGCGGUGACACGAUCCCGCGAUACAGCAAGCUCGAAGACGUGAUGCCAGAUAUCGAGCACACGAAACAGACCAGCCCUAUCUUCUGGGGCCUCACCACGGCGCAUAACACCCUCUACGCGCAGUGGCCGUUCGAGGCGAAGGAACGCUACACGGGUGACUUCAAGGUCAAAACCCGCAAUCCUAUCCUGUUCAUCGGAAACACCUGGGACCCCGCGACGCCCCUUGUGUCUGCACACACAAUGAGUGCCGCAUUCGAGGGCAGUGUCGUGCUCGAGCAACACGGAUUUGGGCAUGCCUCAUUGGGUCAGCAAUCGGCAUGCACCUCGAAGGCCAUCAGCGACUACUUCGUCAAUGGAAUACUGCCACCACCCAACACGCUGUGCGAAGUGGAAAGCCAAUUGUUCCCGUAA